AAGCAUGUGUGGCCUUCUAUCGUGAAUAUGUUGCUGUGGGAACAUCCGGAAGUCCCAGAGUUCGCGUGUCCAUCACGCGAUACAGAAACAAGUGAUAUGGACGACGGGAAAUGUAGUUGGAGGACAGAUUACCCGAAAUGCAACAGCACAGGGGGGAAUACCACCAGGCGGGCAAUAGGAAAAGAAGCAGCAUGCGAGGAUUCGAACUGUGACGUUUGGCAGAUAAACAGAACCAAAGAAGAAGAGAAGAAGUGCGGAAACAGAGCGGACUUGAGUUUCAAACCCUCCAUGUUUGUGUUGUUGUGCUCUGAGUAAAGAUCCAACCGCAGAUUCGUCUCUCACGCCGGUGUCACUCAUGGCUAACUAGCGUGUUAGCUGUGAUGCUGGAUCAUCUCGGCGAGAGGGUGAAGUCCAGAUAAGCCGCUCGGUGAUUAAUGUUAAAAUAAAAAUGUCCGGCUUCAACUUUGCAGCGGGGACCCUCGGUCCCACCACCGCGGGCGGGGGGUUCGCCUUCGGAGCGGUAACCAGUGCACCUGCAGCCAGCACCGGUGGCUUCUCCUUCGGGAGCGCUCUUGGUGCAGCAGCAGCAGCAGCUCCCCCGGCCUCCACCACCAGCACAGCCCCAUCUCUGGGCCUGGGCGGCAGUCUCUUCGCUCAGAAACCUGCUGGAGGGUUGUCUUUUAACACGCCUGCCCAAAGUAACACCAUCACACAGGCCCAGUUCACAUCUGGCACUGUUGCACCCACCACAGGCCUUACAUUAGGUGCUCCAGCCACUUCAGUUGCCCCCACAGGCUUUAGCCUAGCUCUCAACAAGCCGACAGCCUCAGCAACACCAUUCUCCCUCAGCGCCCCCACCUCGUCAGCCCCUGCUGGGGCAGGUUUAACGUUUGGCUCUGUCCUGACAUCCAUGGCUCCGCAGCAGCCUGCAGCCACGGCCUUCACCCUCGGUCUUGGUGCCGCCACAACAACCACCACAGCAGCCUUAACGGGCCCAUCACUAGGCGGGGGACUCUUCUCCAACACAAUGUCUACAGGUUUGGGUCAGACCGCACUUGGAGGAGGCAGCUUGACAUUAGGUUCUCUGUUAGCAACUUCCACAGCUGUAUCAGUGGCCCCUGCCCCCAGUCUUGGCCUUGGAGGAGUUGACUUCAGCACUUCAUCAGAGAAUAAGAGCGACUCAUCGUCUGGAGCCAACGCACAGGACAGUAAAGCUCUAAAAGAUGAAAACUUGCCCCCAGUCAUUUGUCAGGAUGUGGACAAUUUCCAAAAAUUUGUGAAAGAGCAGAAACAAGUUCAGGAGGACAUCAGCAGGAUGUCAUCUAAGGCCAUCUCUAAAGUCCAGGAUGACAUCAAGAGUCUCAAACAGCUUCUCUCUGUCAACGCCAGCGGUCUGCAGCGCCAAGCUCUGGCCAUCGACAAGUUAAAGCUGGAGACGGCGCAGGAGCUUAAAAAUGCCGACAUAGCACUGCGGACACAAAAGACGCCCCCUGGACUUCAACAUGAAAAUACUGCACCAUCUGAUUAUUUCCGCAGUCUGGUUGAACAGUUUGAGGUGCAGUUGCAACAGUACCGACAGCAGAUAGAGGAGCUAGAAAACCACCUGACGACGCAGAGCAGUGGCUCCCACAUCACCCCUCAGGACUUGACCUUGGCCAUGCAGAAGUUGUACCAGACAUUUGUUGCUCAGGCCGCCCAGCUCCAGUCAGUUAAUGAAAAUGUCAAGAUCCUGAAGCACCAGUACCUCUCCUUUCGCCGGGCCUUCCUGGAAGACUCCACAGACAUCUUUGAGUCCAAACGGGCCUCCAACAGGAAGUGGCAGAGCACGCCGCGAGUCACAACCGGGCCUGCCCCAUUCUCCAGUGUGCCCAACGCCGCAGCAGUUGCAAUGGCAGCCACGUUGACCCAGCAACAGCAGCCAGCUCCAGGGACCCAGGCACCCUUGGGGGCAGGGUUUGGAAACCCCUUUGCCUCGGCAGUGGGCACUAGCUUGGGCUCUUCUACCCUUGGAGGUUUUGGUGGUGGGCCAGGAUUUGGUGGGGUGGGGACUGGGGGGUCUUCUUUUGCCUUCUCCUCCACCAGUAAGCCCACAGGAGGCAGUCUGAGUGCAGGCUUUGGCAGCAGCAGCAACUCAGGCUUCAACUUCAGUAACCCUGGCAUCAACCCCUCGGCUGGUCUGACCUUCGGCGUGUCGAACCCACCUGCCGCAGGCUUCGGCACGGGAGGGCCCCUUCUCCAGCUCAAGAAGCCCCCUGCUGGUAAUAAAAGAGGCAAGAGAUAGGAGCAGGGAAAGACAGAGAGAAACCCUGCGACUGACCAGCUUGGGGUUUGCACUGGGUAAAGCCUGGUCUCCCAAAAAGCAUUCAAGCGCUACAAUAGUCCAGUCAAAGAAAAUGUGCAUUUGAAGAAAUCAUCAGGGACGUGAUUGAAAACAACACCGAACAGCAGCACAGGAUCAUAAAAUCACAUUGACCAGCUAGUGUUAUCUUUCUCUCUUACAAUUAAAUUGAGUAUUAUUCCAAAUUUCUGAGUAUUCAUACAAAAAAUUGAUGAAAAAAUAGCGGCUGCAUAUAUGUAAAUAUGAGAAUCAGAUUUGCAUCACCUCCGAACAUCACGAUCUGGAGUGCUGCUAUGCUUUUUGGGUUACCAGCCAUGGACAGAGGUGGGUCAAAUACACGUCAUAUCAGCUAUGUGAGGAAUUGCUUUAGUCUGAAAAUUUCACAAAGAUGGAUAAGCUUUUGCGCUAAAAUGUUCUAAAACAUUUUCUAUCAGCUGGAACCCUGCACCCAGAUGCCUCAAAUAAUGACGUGGCCCAAAUCUUGUCCAAGAAAGGGUAAGAUAUGUAGUAAGGAGAAGAAGGUCAUGGGGUAUUGGUUGGGAACAGCAGAGAUGGUGUCAGUGGGGGUUAUUAUCUGAUUCUGGAUAGUUUUUUUAGCCACAGGAGAAUGUCCAGGGUGGGUUUUUUGGGGGAAGCACAGUUUUAUUUUUGUACCAGGUGGAGAAAGAGACAUUGGAGAGGGGUAAAAAAGGGGGACUGCCACCUCGGGAUCUAGUCCACAUAACCUGUGUUGUUUGUUUUCUCUAGACUCCAUCCUUAUAAUUGUUUAAUUUACUUUUUAGACACUUUCUGUUUUCCCCUGUGUACCACUGUAAGAAGUCGGGAGAGGAAACUGCGCUGUUUGUAUUACAUGGCUCCCGUAAGAUGUUAAGUUAGCUCAAUCUAAAAGGGAUUUUCACGAGCAGAUUCCACCCAAGCGACUCAAUUUAUAGACGUGCUAGAACAAGUUUGCACUUGCCGGUGUAUGUGACCUGACAGUGAUUGUGUGAAUGUGCAUGUGUGUCUAUCAUAGUUGCUCGACUUCUGUUGUGGUUGUGUGGCGGGUAAUCUGCUUUUUUAAACUGUCCAAGUCUUUUCAGAUACCAAAUACUGGUAGUUGUACUAUUAUUUUCUAAUAACAGUCUGUGUAAACCUGUAUUUUCAAGAAGCUGUUUAAUAAUAAAAUCUUCAAUAUGC
Paralichthys olivaceus (Japanese flounder) is the source of this 3514-nucleotide messenger RNA. It is a transcript of the gene nup58, whose product is annotated as nucleoporin 58. Gene Ontology annotation, molecular function: structural constituent of nuclear pore. Gene Ontology annotation, biological process: nucleocytoplasmic transport. Gene Ontology annotation, cellular component: nuclear pore. The record is from RefSeq and is a predicted model, not a curated record. Lineage: Eukaryota; Metazoa; Chordata; Actinopteri; Pleuronectiformes; Paralichthyidae.